CGCGACCUUAAUUUGCGUACCGCCGCCAUAAGUACGCGGUCGUUUCCGGUGCGCCCCUGCGCUUCUCCUGCGCUGCGCUUCUCCUGCAGCGAUAGCCUUCCCGGUCUCCAGCUGCCCGCGCUUCUUGCCUCUUGCUUCUCGCCAUGCCGGAGCCGGCCAAGUCCGCUCCUGCCCCCAAGAAGGGCUCCAAGAAAGCCGUCACCAAGGCCCAGAAGAAGGAUGGCAAGAAGCGCAAGCGCAGCCGCAAGGAGAGCUACUCCGUCUACGUGUACAAGGUGCUGAAGCAGGUGCACCCCGACACGGGCAUCUCGUCCAAGGCCAUGGGCAUCAUGAACUCGUUCGUCAACGACAUCUUCGAGCGCAUCGCCGGCGAGGCGUCCCGCCUGGCGCACUACAACAAGCGCUCGACCAUCACGUCGCGGGAGAUCCAGACGGCGGUGCGCCUGCUGCUGCCCGGGGAGCUGGCCAAGCACGCCGUGUCCGAGGGCACCAAGGCGGUCACCAAGUACACCAGCUCCAAGUGAGUCCCCGCCGGGGACGCGCUGGCUUCCAAAGGCUCUUUUCAGAGCCAUCCCACCUUUCAGUGAAAGAAGCUGUCCUAAUUUCGAGUUUGCCUUUUUGGCUUACAUUGAAGUCAAGAAAAUUCAUCCUGUUGAGCACAGGUACCCACCUGUCAAGCAGUUGGUUAAUGUUGGGGAAAUCUUAAUGUGGGUUUUCUCAGCCAGUUGGGAAAUAUUGGGUAUAUGCUCUUAAAAUUUCUCUUGCCUUGGCCUUGUUGUAUCUUUCUACCUAGUGAAAUGCUAUUUCACAAGCUUGCCUACGCGGGAUAGAAAAGUCUGAACAACAACAAAAAGUCUGAACAAAGGCACAACCAUAACCAUGUUAAAAACGCGAGAUUUAAAAAAGAAGAAUUUUGGGCUGGGGAUGUGGCUCAAGCGGUAGCGCGCUCGCCUGGCAUGCGUGCGGCCCCGGGUUCGAUCCUCAGCACCACAUACCAACAAAGAUGUUGUGUUCGCCGAGCACUAAAAUAUAUAUAUAUAUUAAAAAAAAAAAGAAUUUUAAAUGAUUCUGAGGUGUUUACGAUAUAGGACCUCUAUCGUGUAAAACCAAAAUCAUAUGGUGAUAGUGUUUUCCCCCACUACCACUUUAAAAAGCUUUUUAGAUUUAAGGGUUAAUUGUAUAUAAGGGCAACAAAGUAUGCUGGAUUUCACAAUUGAUUUUGGGAAUAGUUGAAGAGGUCAAAUAUUUCACAACAGAGGUUGAUUGGUUUGAGAGUAUUUGUGCUUUGAGAACCCUUGGACUGUUUUAGUUGGGGAAUGAAAUAACAGACCUUAACCUUAAAAAAGAAACUUUGGGGAUUAUUGGCUGACCAUAGUAGAAGAACUUGAAGCUGUGUUUGGGGCUAGAGCUGUGGAAGUUUUUCUUUGAAGAGGCAGCAGUAGGAGCUGGGGCUAUGGCAAACCUAUUGCCUAGUGCAUUGGAGACCUUGAGUUCCACCCUCAUAGAAAUAAAUAAAUAAAACACUGCAUAGAAAUAAAUAAAUAAAACAGCAUGCUGUCCAUCUACAACUACAAAAGAAAAAAAAAGGCAUCAGUACAAUAGAGUAAGGA
This is a messenger RNA of Ictidomys tridecemlineatus (thirteen-lined ground squirrel), 1610 nucleotides long. RefSeq names its product histone H2B type 1-C/E/F/G/I. NCBI's taxonomy places the organism in Eukaryota, Metazoa, Chordata, Mammalia, Rodentia, Sciuridae. The record is from RefSeq and is a predicted model, not a curated record. Gene Ontology annotation, molecular function: protein heterodimerization activity; structural constituent of chromatin; DNA binding. Gene Ontology annotation, cellular component: nucleosome.